This is a messenger RNA of Callorhinchus milii (elephant shark), 2084 nucleotides long. It is a transcript of the gene hs3st1, whose product is annotated as heparan sulfate-glucosamine 3-sulfotransferase 1. The coding region runs from base 381 to 1328 and encodes 315 amino acids. Lineage: Eukaryota; Metazoa; Chordata; Chondrichthyes; Chimaeriformes; Callorhinchidae. Gene Ontology annotation, molecular function: [heparan sulfate]-glucosamine 3-sulfotransferase activity. The record is from RefSeq and is a predicted model, not a curated record. The transcript has 2 exons.
CAGCACGGCUCAGCUCAGCUCCUCUCCUCCCCUCUCAGUCCGGCCCCCUCGGUGAUCGCGCAGAGUUCCGCCUCUGCACAGCACAGCACAGCGCCGGGGAGUCUGUGGGCGCCCGUCUCUCCCGGCGGGAAGGGGAAGGGGAAGGGGGAAAGCAGCUUCUUGUGGGCGACAUCCGAACAGUUGUACUGGGAGCGAUUAUCCCUCUCGCUGGAAUGCGAGACUCUGCUUGAGCCGUGGCUUGUGAGGGAGACCUGUACCGCAGUGAGCACGGUUUCCACAAGAAAACCAACAUAUUCAGAAGAGUUUCAGCCCAGUUCCAUGUGGAGUUUACUCCGUAUGCCCUCCGCUGGGUUAACAAAUCCAGAUUAAAGUCUUCCCUUAUGGCUACCUUCUUUCUUGGACUACUUCUGUUUCUGGUCCACCCAGUGGUGGUGCCCUCCAGGCCAAGAUUUGACCUUAAGUAUAGGAUCCCGCCUCAUGCCAUGCGCUAUACAUUGCCGAAUAACUACUCCAGCCAGAAGAUCUACCAGCCACUUGUCUUUCCCAAUGGGACUAGCCAGAGGUUGCCUCAGACCAUAAUCAUUGGAGUGAGGAAAGGUGGCACCAGAGCUCUCCUGGAAAUGCUGAACUUGCAUCCGGAUGUUACUGCAGCAGAAAGUGAAAUCCAUUUCUUUGACUGGGAAGAAAACUAUGCGAAAGGUCUUCAAUGGUAUGGCAAGCAAAUGCCACUUUCCUACCCCCGUCAACUCACGGUGGAAAAAACUCCAGCUUAUUUCACCUCGUCUGAAGUGCCUGAGAGAAUCUAUAACAUGAAUAAAACAACUCGGCUCCUCUUGAUCCUACGAGACCCAACCGAGCGAGUUAUUUCUGACUACACGCAAGUAUUCUUCAAUCGUAUGCAAAAGCACAAACCCUUUCAGUCAGUUGAGGAAAUGCUAAUCAGAAAUGGCCGGGUAAAUCUGGACUACAAGGCAGUCAACCGCAGUUUGUAUUACAUCCACAUGCAAAACUGGCUGAAAUAUUUUCCUCUCAGCCAGAUUCACAUUGUAGAUGGUGAUCAACUCAUUAAAGAGCCUUUCCCUGAAAUGGAGAAAGUUGAGCGAUUCCUCAUGCUGUCCCCAAGGAUUAAUGCGUCCAAUUUUUACUUCAACAAAACUAAAGGAUUUUACUGCCUCCGGGAUGGCGUGAGGGAACGAUGCUUGCACGAGUCUAAGGGAAGAACCCAUCCUCAAGUAGACUCCACUGUACUCAACAAACUCCAUGAAUUCUUCAGUGAACCCAAUCGCAAAUUCUUUGAAACAGUUGGAAGAACCUUUGAUUGGCAUUAACUUAAUGUGUGAAGAUUCUUUUCUAAAAAUGCGUUGCAUAAUGUGCAAAAUUAUACUGAAUUAGUAACUUAAAUAAAUAUCCUUAGAAUGAGUGAAGUAACUGUACAAUAUUACAAGUAGGGGCAUCUUCAUUCAGAGCUAGUUAUAUUUUUCUAUAUUGUGGCAACAAUGUUGUAAAGCUCAGCUUCCCGCUGUGAUUUUUUAUUACGUAUCUUAGGUAACCAAAAUAUCUCAGUUCUUGCAAUGUGGUGUUCCAUGGAAAGGGAGAAACUGUAUACGCUCCUUGUAUUCCCUACCAUGCUGCAGAUGCAUUUUAAAGACAACAUGUACUUUCCCUUUGACUUUGUGAGUAAACAUUCUUUCCCAAAGAGUGCAAUAUUUCAGUCCAAUUGUUAUUCCCAAAUUAUAUAAUCGCUGUUAUUGUUCAGUACGUAUAACAUUUCCCCACAACUGGGCAAUGUUGUGAAUGGACUGUAAUAGUUUAGCGAUUGUGAUUUCAUUAUUGAGGUGAAAACCUAGCAUUUAUAUAUUUGUUACUAGUUCCCACGGUAUUUAAAUUUUAUUUUGUUUCUAUUUAUUUCCGCGGGGAGAGGGAUGAUUUGGAAAAUUUUGUAUUCUGGAGUAUCCAGACGGUCAAUCCUGUGUUGUGAUGGAUGCUCUGUAAGUGUCAUUUUUUUUGUAAAAAUCCAAAAUUUUUGGAGCUGAUUAUGUACUAACUUGACCAUAUACUAUGAAAUAAAGCGCCAAUGUUUGUAA